Messenger RNA from Seminavis robusta, 1884 nucleotides. Lineage: Eukaryota; Bacillariophyta; Bacillariophyceae; Naviculales; Naviculaceae. The record is from the annotation of a GenBank genome assembly.
AUGAGGUCCUUUCUUCUUCUUACUGCAGCUCUGUUGAGCCACUUAAGUUUUGCCAACGGCCAAUUGGUGUGCGAUGAAGCUACCGGAUGUUUGGAUUGCAUCACCAGCGGCUGUGGAUAUACCGAAGAAUCUACGUGCGUGGAUUCCUGUAUCACCGUGGCGGCCGAUAAGAGUUGCUUCAGUGCAGCCAACUACAUUGGAUUGACAGCUCCCGAUAUUUGUGCCAUUGCCGGGGCUGCCGGAGACCUAAUUGUCGAUACUGGAAGUACUGGAAAUACUGACACUGACACUGAUAUGGACGAGACCAGCAGUGUACUACCUGAAGAACCAACGACUCCCACGCCACCCGGACCAGCUGCACCCGGCACACCCGAUCUACCGCCCUUGGUCUACUGCGACGGAUUCCAAAAUUUGGGAGAAGGCGAAACAGCCGAUUGCUUCGACUGUCUCACCGCCGGAUGUGCCAUGAUUGGAACCGGCGCUUGUCUUUUAAAUUGUCGCAGUGCUCCGGACGAUGGUGCCUGUUGGGCCAUGGCCAAUUAUCCCGAUUCGACCCGCGUCGAAGUCUGUUCCAUUUACGAUACGCAAACCACGCCCAAUGAAAUUGUGUUGGAAGCGUCCUGUCCGGGAUACGAAAAUAAUCAAGGACCUGUUGACUGCGAGGCGUGCCUGAGUGCCGGAUGUGUCAUUGGAGUCGACAAUGUCUGUGUCAGUGAUUGUCAAUACACUCCCGCCGAUGCCAGUUGCUGGACGACCGAGGCAUUUGUCGGAUACAAUGUGUCUGAAAUUUGUACCCGCAAAGCCAUUGACGAACAGGAUGCCAUUAUUUGUGCCGAACCCACGGAUUGUGGUACCUGCACUACUACGGAAAAAUUGGAAGGACAACCCUGUGCUUGGUACGGUACUUAUUGUGGCGCGGGAGGAUGUGAUUCGGCGGGAAAUUGUCCCGAACAAUGUGAAGGGGUCGUCGCAUGCCCCUUGGAUAUAUUGACUUGUCCCGAUGGAAGUACCGUCGUGCGAGAAGGACCCAGUUGUGAUUUCCCAGCUUGUCCAACACCAGAACCGCAGUCAGAGCCAGAGGAGCCAGCAGAAGAGCCAGAGGAGGUAGAAGAGCCAGAGGAGGUAGAGGAACCUGAGCCUGUAGAGGAAGAGCCAGAGGAACCAGAGCCUGAAGAGGAAGAGCCCGUAGAGGAAGAGCCAGAGGAACCGGCAGAGGAAGAGCCAGAGGAACCGGCAGAGGAAGAACCUGUAGAGGAAGAACCUGUAGAGGAAGAGCCUGUAGAGGAAGAGCCAGAGCCAGAGGAGCCUGUAGAGGAAGAACCUGAGCCGGAAGAGGAAGACGGUGAAGUAGAAUUUGUCAUUGGGGGCAGCGCUUCCAUUCAGGGAGGAGAAAUUGCACCGGAGCCAGCACCCGAAACACCCACGGAUGUCGAUCCCGUUCAAACUGCAGAGGAACCGGCGGUGGUACCCGAAGAGGAUGGUGGUGACAUGGUACCUGAAGAUGAUGGUGCCAUGAUGACACAUGAUGCCAACAAUGCAACAGCAAUGGAUGAUCAUCCCUGCACUGGAUUCCCCGAAUGUGAACCAUGUCUCAAUAGCCGAAUCGACUGUGCCUGGAUUGCGGGUGGAUGUUAUGCUCCCAGUGCCUGCCAGGUCAUUCAGGAUGAAACCUGUUAUCAUCCGUCAGAGUUCUUGAACAUGACCGGGCCGGAAAUCUGUAGCAUGGCUGCCGACGUCGGAACUGAAGUGGCAGCCGUCGAACGAACCAUCGACGCCGAAGAAGACCGGGACGUUAGCAACUUGCGAAAUUCAGGAGCUAUGGCAGCUGCACAAACAAGCAUGGUCAGUGGUGUCCUCUUGGCGCUCAGUAUGCUCUUGCUGUAG